Messenger RNA from Centropristis striata (black sea bass), 1990 nucleotides. It is a transcript of the gene bbc3, whose product is annotated as BCL2 binding component 3. The record is from RefSeq and is a predicted model, not a curated record. NCBI's taxonomy places the organism in Eukaryota, Metazoa, Chordata, Actinopteri, Perciformes, Serranidae. The transcript has 4 exons. The coding region runs from base 340 to 1041 and encodes 233 amino acids.
GAUAGUGUUGCAGCAGCAGAAGCAGAAGCUGCUCAGUCAGACUGAAGAUCAGACAGAGAAACAGCUGCUCCGUUACUCGGUUCAUCUCGUCUCUAUUAUUUGUUUUGAUGGGUUAAUCUAACGGGAAAACAAUCUGAAAAUAAAAACUGAAACCAUCCAAACCUGUAAACUUGUCAUGGAGUGACACGUUUUCUCCGGAGUGGACUUUAACACCGAGCUGUGAUCCUCCGCCGGGUGUUUUGACUCGUUUUACCCGGCUGAUGUCCACCUGUUCCGGGCGGUUAGUGACUUGCAGACAGCCUCACCACGGAGCCUCACACACACCCAGCUACUACUGAGAUGGCCCGUGCAGAGACCAUCGAGAGUGUCGCAGAAACUGGAGGAAGAGGAGAAAACGGCCCUCUUCCUCGCCACAACACCUGCCGCAUGGAGCUGCCUCGUCCCUUCUACAACUGGCCCGGCUUGUUAACCACGACCACCAUCAGCACCGGCUCUGGGACCGGCUCCGCUGCCAUACACCUGCACCACAGCCACCACCACCUGCACCCUCUGCAGGCUUUCUACCUGUCAUACCCACUGCCUUGCCCCCAACUAGAAGGUCAGGACGAGCCCCAGACUCACCAGCGGUUACCGGCGUUAUCUCCGUCACCGACGCCUCCCUGUUCGCCGCUCUGCCAUCGGAGAGAAGAGAGGGGAAGUGGCGCCGUUGCACCCAGUGCCUUCUCCGGAGAGCAAUCAGACUCGGACAGAGAGGAGCGUCUGGAGGCCUCCAGCCGGCAGGGACCUCCACCGGACCUGCUGCCCCAGAGCGAGCACCCAUCCUGGGCUUCCACACACCACAGAACCCCUGGAGAGGAGGCGGUGCAGGAGCUGGAGGUCCGGAGAGUCGCCAACCAGCUGAGGGCCAUUGGAGAUGAAUUUAACGCCACAGUCCUCCACAGAGUGCACCCGGCCCCCCACUGGCAGGACCUGAGAGACGCCUGCCGAGGACUCCUCAGCUUCAUCAGCCAGACCCUCAGCACCCUCUACAGGCUCACAUAGACACACAGACAAUGAAUUGACCAUUUGAACUGGGAGGUUCAACACAGCCUCAAGUCAAAAACACUUUCUCGAAGGAAGAUUUUUGGAGGAUGAGCUCUGCAGCUGGAGGUGUCGCCGCCACCUGUGGACCAGGGUGCAAGCUGCGGAAACUGGACCCUGCCUGUCUGUCUGUCUGCCUGUCUGUCUGUCUGUCAGUCAGUCUGCUGGUCCAGACUGCAGCUGACAGACCGACGGUCACUUUCCUACCUGUAUAUUUUGUAAAAACCACUUGCUUUCACUGUCUUUGUCUCGGGGUUCACCUCUUCAGUGUGUGUGUUCAUUUAUGUGUGUGUGUGUGUGUGUGUGUGUGUGCACGUGCACGUGGCAGAUGUGGAUCUAACGAAUAGGAUGUGCAUCCUGAGAUAUCAUUAAAAAUACAAUUUCAUCCAUUUUACAAAAAAACUGACAUUUCAGAAUUAGGCUUUCUAAACUAACGAGUCUGUUUGUAAGUCGACCAACGCAGGAUUUUUGAGACAAAUACUGAUUUUUUAAGCAAUUACAGAUACGCCCAUAUUGUGAAUUUUUGAGCCGGAAUGAAAAUGUAUGUUUUUUAUGUACAUUAUGCACUGAUAUGACUCUGCAAAGGUACUCAGAAGGCUGCUAAGCAUCAGUACUGUAUGUCCAGUGUCAUUGCUGAUCAUUAACAUUAAAUACAAAAAAAAAAAUACCAAACACAAUUUCUAAAUCUCCUAGAGCAUUGUUUUGUUUUAUAUAUGCAGAUCCAGCUAAAUAAUGUCGGUCGGACUCUACUUGUACCUGACCUGUUUUGGAAGGCUUGUCAUUUAGCUCUAAUAUCAUUGACCCCAUUCAUCUUUACCCCUGUUAUUCCAUUUAUUUAUUAUUUUUCAAAAUUAAUGAUAUCUCUUCAAUUCUUCCCUUUAAUGAUGUAAAAACACACACUGCAAAAAGG